Molecule: messenger RNA, 432 nt
Organism: Entrophospora sp. SA101
Lineage: Eukaryota; Fungi; Glomeromycota; Glomeromycetes; Entrophosporales; Entrophosporaceae
Source: the annotation of a GenBank genome assembly
AUGAAACAAAAUUGGGAGGAAUCAUCGGAAUUCCUGACAGAAUCAGAAUUUAAAGAUUUACAACAAAUAUUCUCAAGCUCCCUUGAACUUAAAAAAUUGAAAACGUGGAAAAACAUUGACAAUGAUGCAGAUAUAUUGCUACACAAUCUUUCAAAGGUGAAUUUUCAAAAAUUGCAACAAAUGGGAGAAUCUAUGCUUUCAGAAGGAACUCAGGGAACAUUAGAAUUACUAAGAACAUUGUUAAAAGAUGAAGAUAAUAAUAAUGCUUAUGAGAAAAAUGAUAAAAUCAAACAGAUUAAAAGAUUAACAAAGAAAGCAAAGACAAAAGUUAAUGAGAGAGUUCAAAAACUUAAAGAGAAAGUUAAUGCGAUCAAAGAAAAUUUCAAAACUUACAUUUUGCAAGAGUUUGAAAGUCACAUUUUAAAGCAGUAA